ACACCACUUUACGUGUUGACAUCAGCGGCGCAACGUGCGGCGCCGAACUUGUGCGUGUGUCGCUCGGCGUGCCACGACUCGCCGUUUCUGGUCCAUCUUGUGAAGCAGGCAGAUGUAGUGUUGGGUGCUGCUAAAGAAGGGGCCGUUCGAGUGUCUGUCCAUGAAUCCUCCACCUCGUCUCGCCUGCGUUGCGUUGUCUGGGUUGUAAAGGCUCUCAGUCCCGCAGACGGAGCUGCGGGGGGCGGGGGGAAAGCAAAGAAAGAUCUCGCGAGAGCUCCGAGCACGGGCUCAGCUGGCCGUGGCUUUGCAGCAGACGGAAGGAGAAGGCAGGCGAGGCAGGCAGGCAGCAUCAUGGCGGACAGAGACAGUGGAAGUGAGCAGGGAGGAGCAGCCACGGGCCCAGGCUUCGGCUCCAUGCACCUAGCGGCAGGAGGGGCGGGCUCGGCUUCCGGGCUCCAGCAUGAGACGCAGGAGCUGGCGUCUAAGCGGGUCGACAUCCAGAACAAGCGCUUCUAUUUGGACGUUAAGCAGAACGCGAAGGGCCGCUUCUUGAAGAUAGCCGAAGUCGGGGCCGGCGGAAACAAGAGCCGCCUCACACUCUCCAUGUCCGUGGCGGUCGAGUUCCGAGACUACUUGGGGGACUUCAUCGAGCACUACGCCCAGCUGGGACCGAGCAACCCUGGGAUGGUACAGGACGAGCCCAGGCGGGCGUUGAAAAGUGAGUUCCUGGUCCGGGAGAAUCGGAAAUACUAUAUGGAUCUGAAAGAGAACCAGAGAGGACGGUUUCUGCGGAUCAGACAGACCGUUAACCGGGGGCCCGGGUUGGGAUCGACGCAAGGCCAGACGAUCGCUCUUCCAGCACAGGGACUUAUUGAGUUUCGCGACGCUCUGGCUAAACUUAUUGACGAUUACGGCGUAGAGGACGAGCCCGCGGAGCUGCCGGAGGGAUCGUCGUUGACUGUGGACAACAAGCGUUUUUUCUUCGACGUCGGCUCCAAUAAGUACGGCGUGUUUAUGAGGGUGAGCGAGGUGAAGCCCACCUACCGCAACUCUAUCACGGUGCCCUACAAAGUGUGGUCCAAAUUCGGAAAUACUUUCUGUAAAUACGCCGAGGAGAUGAAGAAGAUCCAGGAGAAGCAGCGGGAGAAAAGGGCAUGCGAGCUGCAGCAACAAGAGGAGAUGCAGGCGGACGACGGAGACGAGGAUUGAUAAUAGAGAAAACGUGCAAGAGUAAUGAAAAAUAACAAGAGAAUUAAAGUAAAAACUCUACUGUAUAAAGAAAAAUCUAAAUAUUUUAACUGUAAAGGUUUAACUCCAAGGGAGCAUCACUCUCAGUAUAAGAAACCACAACCUGACAGUUAUGACAUGUUGUCACUCAUCUGCUGGAUGUUACCCCACUUAUCACCAUUAAUACAGUAAUAGGCUGCUAAACAAAGUAAUAACAUUAUAUUUGAACAUUGAUUCCUACUUGACAAACAAUAUUGAACGGAGUGUUUAUUUCCCUUAUUAACAGAGAACUUUUGUACCAGUUAAAGCUAUUGUUAAAAAAAGGAGAAAAAAAAAGUGUUUGCAAUGUUCAAAUGGAAAUAAGAGGGGCGCGGGGGUCCUUUACAUGUGAGCUAAUGACUUCAGCACAAAUCAGAUAUUUAAAUUUUUCAAAAAAACAAAACAAAAUUCCAAAUCUUUGUAAAAGAUUGUCACAUGUACUCGCCAUCCUAUUUACCUUUACCUGUGAGUAGAGAUGUGUUUACACAUAAAUCAUAUAUGAGGGCUAGGCCUGCUAUGGAAACUGGUUAGAUGUCAUGCAGUAUAUUAAAAAAAGGAAUAUAUAGGCAUUUUCAUGAAAUGAAAUAAGUGCUAUUUUUGUUGUGCAAUAUGCAUUUCAGAUAAAUCGAUUUAUAUUGAACUGGUCAACAGUUGACAUGACCAUUGCUAGAGGCAUUCAAAGAAAUAUAGAUAUUGUGAUUUUUCUUUAUUUUUUUGUUUGAGUUGAAAUUGUUGCCAUGCAGAUCGAUAUAUUAUAGAUUACCGGUACCUUUUUGUCUCGUUGUUGAUGCAAUGUGGUAAUUAUAAAAGGUACGUUCUGUGUAUUUCAUAGAGGAAAUGCGGUGACAUGUAGCAAUUUGCCCCAUUUGCAAAUUAUUUAACAAGACACACGCCCUUACACAUGAGCUGUGUUAAUUGGCCGAGUUAAAUGCGUAGAUGCAUUGAAAUGAGUGGAAAUGGAGAUGCACCGAUCACAAUUGAUGGUUUUCUUUAAAAUCCAACCAGCUAAUUCUUUUGUGUUUAUCAUGGUCUGUUAGAAAUUAAAGGCAUGAUCAUUUUUCUGAUGUCUUUUAGAUGAACUUUUUAAAGUUUUAGAAAGAAUUUCAAAGUACAUGCUAUUUGUUGAUGCAUUUUUUGGGGAGUUUUUUGCAUUUAGAGAAUAGAAAAAGCUUUUUUUUCCCCCAUUAUUUGACUGAUUCCGAUUGAUUGUUUGGUGCAUCUCGACCCUAAUAGUAACUUUUUGUUGACAUGUUUCGUCUUUAGAGAUGCACCGAUCACUUUUUAUUUUGGCCAGUAACACUUUGUGAUUUUCUUUAAACUUCGCCAUGUUUAACAGACUCCAAAUUGCAACAUGUGCUGUUAGCUUUUGGUGGGGAGAGGUCAUUGUCUGGGUAAAUGAUCGGUGCAUUUCUAUCUGAAACAUCUUUUUGUGAUCUUGCUCAGUCGUAAGAGUCUACAUUGUGCCAAGGAGUGCUAUUGCUGCAUGUUAACCUGCACUAUAUGAACCGUUUCAUUGAUAGGAAUCUGAAGUUUGAGUACUUAUCCAAAAGUCUUUGGCACAGUUAAAGCAGAAAUGGUAAUCAGAAUAUCACCGUUGGUUUAGAAGGAGCCCCCCCCUCUCCCCCAGGUACACACCUGGCUCAGCUGAGGAGGAGGAACAUGAUGAGGAGGGGAUUUAGUCACCUGUUGGUGGUUCUCCAACUUUAGCCCUACAAGUUUAAGGCCUGAGUGGUUACUUUGGAUGCACACUUGCAGCUUUACGUCAGAUUUGGGAUUGGAAGCAGUCUGGUCUAUUUGUAAAUAUUUGGGCUGCCACUUGUUAAAAAGACUGGUUCUGGAACCAGUUCAGUCGCAUCUCAUAGAUGUUCGAUAGCAGUUUUAUAAACUCUUUUGUCAGUAAACUCCAGAGAAACUGGCAACAAUCAGUUUAUUUCAGAUUUACCUCAUCAUUAAAUCAAACGAUUGCUCCCACCUUCCAAUUGACUGGAAACCAGCAAAACUAGACUGUCCUUUUCCUUGACCACCUUAUUUUUUUGGGAGCAUCCGGAUUAAAGCCUAAGCCACACCUGUAUGGGAGAGCGUCCACUUUCAGCAUGUAAAACGACCUGGUGCCUUACACACUCCGCAUGCUUACACGCUGGCCUGGUGCUUUGGAUUGCAGUUUUAGCUUCUUCUUCUUCCAGUUUUGUCUCGGCCCCCUUGUGUGCUAGUGCACGACUCGUGGUGCUAAAAGGGUUUGCUACAAAUCCUGGGAGCAGAAUUGUUAACUUUCUUUCUGCUACCUUCCUUCCCUAUAUAACUUCAUUGCCAUCCCCUUUUUAGCCAUCCAGGUAUCGGCCUACAUGUAAACAUGGAAGGGGGUGGUCACCUCCAUGCAAGACGAUCCAGAGGAGCAGGCUCGUGUCUCGCUGAGCGGGGGCUAAUUGUGUGAAAUAAGACCUCGACGGUAAGCCCCCACCCCACUUAAAUUGUUAAUUUUUCAGCUAAAAUGGUUAAGUGGUGGUUAUAUGUGGCAGUAAAUGGGGAGUAGCGAACAUAAUUUUUAUUUUUUUCUCAAAGUGUAACUCUACCUUUUCAGCAUUAUCCCACUUUAUUUGUGAUAUUGGAAUGUUUUUGUCCAUAAAAGAAAGAGAUAUAUCUAUUUUAUUUUUGUUUUCCUGUGCAACAUUUCAUCACUGUGUGCAAUAUCAUAUGUGCCAAUGGUGGCAAUAUAUGUGUAUCAAUUAAAUAUAUGAUUAUAAUUUGAAAAGCAUGUGACUGAAUUCCAUGUGUUUUUCUCAUGAAGGAGUCGUACGCCUUUAUUUGCACUCAAAGUUUCACCCUGGAGAGAAAAAAAAAAAGAAAAAAGAAACGGAUACCAAGGGUCUUAGCAGCCUGUUGGGUCAAGCAGUUCACAUAUGUACUUUAACUUGAAACAAAACAUUGUCACUGCGAAUGUGCCCCUCUAAGAAAAGGGUUGUGGGUUGUUGAAGAUAGACUACAAACAUCCAAAUGGAGGUUGUUUUUGUUUUAUGGAAAAAAAAAGAAGAAAUCUCCAUUUUUAGCUUUAAGCUAAGAAAAGGUGCUUCAGUCUAAUCCUCAUUAAGAUGUAUGGUGAACUGUCUUCAGUGGUUGUUGUGUGUAGCACUUUGCUUUUCCCAGGUUAAUGAAACGCCUGACCAAUACUUGUUUAACAAUGAUCUCAUCAAAGAAUGUCGUUCUUUCUCUUAUGUUGCCUCUUUUUUUUUUGUUCAAAUGUUAUAUAUGAUUUGCUCAUUUGAUGCAUUAAGUAUAAUUUAUGUACAUUUGACAAAUUUAAAAGAAAGAAUAAAUUUAUUUCUCCCACUCAGUGGGAAUCUACAUAAAAAAAUGUAUGUCUCCCCCCCAUGUUUUGUUUCCUGUGCAGGAGGGUCGGGGAGGAAGAAAAAGUUUAUUUUUGAUGUAGUGUUGUCUACAAUGUCUGAAUCUGCGUUUGCAAUGAUACUAAUUACUAAAGCUUAAUUUUACAGCCUCCAACAUGCAAACCUUUCAACUAUUUAAUGACUUAUGUCUUCUUGGAAAAUUUCAAAGUACUGUAUAUGUAAUAAAUGCCAGGCUGUAAAAUAAAGCAUCACUUUAUUCUCUAA
This is a messenger RNA of Poeciliopsis prolifica (blackstripe livebearer), 4871 nucleotides long. It is a transcript of the gene puraa, whose product is annotated as purine-rich element binding protein Aa. Gene Ontology annotation, biological process: regulation of transcription by RNA polymerase II. NCBI's taxonomy places the organism in Eukaryota, Metazoa, Chordata, Actinopteri, Cyprinodontiformes, Poeciliidae. Gene Ontology annotation, molecular function: purine-rich negative regulatory element binding; RNA polymerase II transcription regulatory region sequence-specific DNA binding; DNA-binding transcription factor activity, RNA polymerase II-specific. Gene Ontology annotation, cellular component: nucleus. The coding region runs from base 352 to 1209 and encodes 285 amino acids. The record is from RefSeq and is a predicted model, not a curated record. The transcript has 2 exons.